AUGCCGCGGAGUAUAACCUCAGAUACCGAGAAUGGCCUUCCUGAGAAAGAAUCAGCAAUGCACCUGGAGCGUCGGCCGGCAAAUGGAAUGUCGUUUGAGGACGAGGAGUUUCUAGCCAAUUUCUCGGACGACGAGCGGAAACAAGUCCUUAAGAAGGUCGAUUGGCGGCUUGUACCCAUGCUGGUGCUCUUGUAUUUGGUGGCGUAUAUUGACAAGACGAAUAUCGGAAAUGCCAAAAUUGAAGGACUGCUUCCUAGUCUCGGAAUGACCGGCGAGCAGUACAACAUCGCACUGGCCAUCUUCUUCAUUCCAUAUGUUCUAGCAGAGGUCCCAAGCAACAUCAUCCUCAACCACUUCAACAAGCCGUCCGUCUACCUGGGAACGCUGAUAUUCAUCUGGGGGGUUAUCAUGAUGUGCACAGGCUUCGUCCAGAGCUUCGGCAGCCUCGUUGCUAUCCGCUUCCUACUGGGCUUAUUCGAAGCCGGUUUCCUCCCCGGCGCAGUCCUGAUUAUCUCAAAAUGGUACCUGCCCAACGAAACACAAACCCGCAUCGCAAUCCUCUACACCUCAGCUGCAUCUGGCGGCGCAUUCUCCGGUCUUCUCGCCUUUGGAAUUGCCAAAAUGAACGGUCUUGCUGGCUACGAGGGGUGGAGAUGGAUCUUCAUAAUCGAAGGCCUCGCCACAAUCCUCCUCGCAAUAAUGUGUUUCUUCCUCCUCCUCGACUCACCCUCGCGGUCAACAUCGUGGCUGACCCCCCGCGAAAUCCGAUUCCUGGAACUACGCCAAAUCGCCAACAGCAUUGACGCCAGUCCCCAGUCUCCAGAUCCAGACACACCAGGGACGCAGACGAAACGUAAAACAAAUUACCCAGCAAUACUAUCCGUCCUCACAGACUGGAAAGUCUACCUCCUCAUCCUCGGGAGCUGGUCCAACGCGGUCCCAAACUACGCCAUGAAAUUCACCAUGCCCCAGAUCAUAACGGGGAUGGGGUUUGAGGCCGCGCGCGCCCAGUUACUCACGAUCCCGCCGUACGCGCUCGGUGCGUUCUCGGCGUAUAUCUUCUCGGUCUUCGCGGAUCGGUAUUCGUGGCGCAUGCCGUUUAUUGUGGUCCCGCAGGUUGCGCAGGUCGUGGCGUUUGCGGUCUUGUUUACCCAUGCUGAGAGCAUUGAGGAGAAUGUUGCGGUUUGUUAUUUUGGGGUUUGUUUGGCUUGUUUUGGGAUGUACCCCAUUCUCCCCGGAGUCAACGCGUGGAAUGUCUCCAACACGCCAGAUCCAACAAGACGAGCUAUUAGCAUCGGCUAUCUCAUCUGCAUGGGCAACGUGGGCGGGCUGAUUGGGAGCUUCAUAUACCGAGAAGACGAGGCACCGCGGUAUGUCACCGGGUACGGCAACUCGUUUGCGUUUGCGUCGGCGGGGAUUGUGGCCUGUUUCCUGCUUGAAUUUAUUCUGUUUAGGGUGAAUCGGCAGAGGGAGAGGAUGAGCGAGGUGGAUGUCAGGGAGAGAUAUAGCGACGAGGAGCUGAGGGCGAUGGGGGAGAAGAGUCCGUUGUUUCGGUAUGCGCUGUAG
This is a messenger RNA of Aspergillus puulaauensis, 1566 nucleotides long. Its product is annotated as putative MFS transporter. Gene Ontology annotation, biological process: transmembrane transport. Gene Ontology annotation, molecular function: transmembrane transporter activity. The record is from RefSeq and is a predicted model, not a curated record. Gene Ontology annotation, cellular component: membrane. The coding region runs from base 1 to 1566 and encodes 521 amino acids. Lineage: Eukaryota; Fungi; Ascomycota; Eurotiomycetes; Eurotiales; Aspergillaceae. The transcript is spliced from 8 exons.